GAGCAAUCGAAAAAUAAUAGAGAUGGUCCUCUAGAAGUACAUCGAUGAAGUUGAAGAAGAACGUUUCGGUAUCUUGUUCAUAUCAGUCAUCAAGUAGAACAGAAUCGCGUUUGUGCUGUUGCCGAUCACAAGCAAUCGAAAAAAUCUCUAUUGUUGUACCCAAAAUCUCUAUUGAUGUACCCAUCAGAUAUCUUUUAUCUAGUACAGGUUUAGAGCAAGAAUUUUAUGUGAGAUUUACUAGAACAAGCUACAAUUUCUAAUGUCGGAUGGUCGCAACUCUGUCAUGAAAUCUUCAUCCUUGUUGUGGUCCUGAAAAGAUAUCGGCUCUUCUUGGAAACCUGAUAUCACUGGAGUUGCUUGUCUAUCUCCACUCGGCUCCUACUCGGUCCUGCUGCGUGUCUUCCAGGAACUGUAGUACGCAGGAACUGUAGUACGUAUGCCUCUGUAAGCCUCUGUUGUUGCAGAGUACUGAGUCUGCGAGUAGUACAAAGUAGUUCUGAGUCUGCGACGUGAACACAUCGGAGCAGCUUCUCCUCUGUCAACGAAGGUUCUUACAUCGUUACAUCGGAUAUCUCUGUGUCCCUUCCAGCACUAGAAACACACGUCGCAGGGGACAACAAUUUCUCAGCGGCACGGCAAGCUUAGGACGAAAGAAAGGUAUCUAUGGAAGUGAAACUUUGGAUAGUUGUACUCACCUGAAUUAAUAGUUUAUAUAAUGCCAUUAUUGACUCUUAUUAUAGAGUACUCACCUGAAUUAUUUUAGUACUCUAUAUAAUAAUCUUUGUCUGUAUAAUGCCAUGCUUGAAAAAUUUGACCAUGAUAUUUGUUCAACAGCCUGCUCCCACGAGAUUUCUUCCACCCAUAGAACAAUGCAAUUUUCCUACAGAAGCAGUGCUCCUUCCGCAGUCCUCCUUUACAUGCAUUUAUAGUCUCUUCCACGCAUAGAACAAUGAAACUUUCCUAGUACAACAUUCACCAUUAAAUUAUAUCACCACAGGAGCAUAUACUUCCUAGUACAACAUUCACCACCAUUAAAUUAUAUCACCACAGGAGCAUAUACUUCCUAGUACAACAUCCACCAUUAAAUUAUAUCACCACAGCAGAAAAAUACUUACACAUCACCACAGCAGAAAAAUACUUACACAUCACUACAGGAGCUGCAUUGCAUAUACUGCAUCAUCACACAAGAUGCCGUCGUCCGUGGAUUCCAACGUCGUGAUUGGAGACGUCGUGAACGUGACGGCACAGAGGGAUGCCUUUUUUACCGACAUCCAGCUGCGGCGGACGAGGGAAAUGGUGAAGAUCCCGUUUCACCGGAACGAGUUCAUCGGAGAAGACGUCGUAGCAGUGUCCAUGGAUCCGGUGACGAAGAGCGUCUCUUCUCUCUACAAGUGCCUGGUAGACAAAAAAUUGACCAGCAUUCCACUCAGCGAAAUACAGUUCCCGAAAAUUAUGACCAUUUUUUACAGUUGAAAUUUAUAAGGGAAAACGAUUUACAGUUGAAAUUCAUAAUAAGACAGGGAAAUCUUUUUAGGCAGAUAGCCGAGUAAAUUCGUAUCAUCAGCAACAGCCUCAAAGUCACCUCCUACAACAGCAACAUUCGAAGACAUCGCCCACCGCCUACUUUCUCAGAGACUAGACUGAUGUCCUUUAUACGCUCUUACUCCACCGAAAUACUGAUCUUAGAAAGUCCUAGGUUCAUCUUAUUAUUAAUAAGACAGGGAAAUCUUAGGCAGAUAGCCGAGUAGAUUCGUAUCAUCAAGACGAAGACCAGUUUUUACUACUGAGAAACACCUGCUUUCACUGCGGUGAACUUGGUAGUCAACUAGCUCUUCACACUAAUAUUUUGUUCCUUUGGACAUAAACGCAAAGGGUUUUCUUUUUUUUCCUAGCUGGGACUCCACUGAGACUGAGAACAGAAAAACAGCAUUACAAGAUUCUUAGAGGUCUAGAGGAAUUUCUCAUAAUCCUGAAGAUCUACAGAGCGUUUAUAGAAAUAGCCUCUUCUAACAACCGAACUGGCGAGAUCCGAGCAGCUGAGGACAUGAGUCAAGAGCAGGACGCGCUAAACUGUGCGCCGAAUAAGUUGGUAGUCAAGACUGUUACAGGGAUAGGCUCCUCUGGAGCUUCGCUGUCUAGCGCCACAGCCACCGAUGAAGAGUUGAUGGUUGCCGCGUCUACGGGGUCGCUGGACGAAGUGAAGGUGGAAUACAUUUAUGGAGAAAUUUGAGGAAAUUUGAGAGAGCUUUCAGAAAGAGAACAUUUGAUUUGAAGAAAGUGAAAUCUUCAAAUCAUCUAAUGAAAGUGAAAUCUUCAAAUCUAAUGGAAAAACAAGCAGACAGAGAUAUUCAAGAAGCCGCAUAUACAGUUUUUACUGGAAGUGCUACGAGUAGCAACAUCCAAAAGAUUUAGAGCAUUUAGAAAAUUUAAAUUCUUGAAAAACCCUUAAAUUCUAUUUUUUCACUGAGAAGAACUCCCGGCACUCACUAGCUACCUCUACUUCUAAUCCCUCGGUCUGGAGCAGAUCAAUAACCUGACGGUCUUGCGGAAACUGCGUUGCGGAGAUGAAAUCGCAUUUGAUACUAAUCGCAAGAAUGAACUUUUCGGACCGAUUUGGUUGCGUGUAGACGGUGCUGACUGGAGCUGCGCUGAGACUAUUAUGUUGGUUACAGUGGUCUAAACAAAGAAAGACUUCCUUAUAACUUCGAGUGGUGUGGAAGGACAAAAAAGGCGAAUGAAUGAAUGAAUUGUCCCGCCGUUAGGCUAGUAGUACUAUAAUUGGGACACCAUGGUGAUGAUAUCGCAUCGUCAUCACUCUAGUUGUAUAGCUCGUCCUUGUAGUCAUCUUCUCUAAACAAAGUGCCGGAAGCGACACGCCGUAUUCCUUGCAGUCUUCGUUGAUUGAGAGUCCGACUCUAGUGGCUGGAAAUUUAGGCGGUGUCCGAAACCCUGCCGCGUUGACCAGUCCUGUUAUUACCAAUUGUCCGAGCUCUAGUGGUACUGCUAAAAAGAUCUCCUCUGCGUCCACGACCUUAGAUGGCAAUGGUAGUGGGGUUGGAGGUGGGUCAGCACAUGGAGUAAACAUGCCUGCUUUAACGUUGAGUGGGUCCUCUGGGACGACCUGUACAACCAAUUCUGCUUCUCUACAGCCAGGUAGUAAUCAAAUGUUUCCCACAUCAGUAUCGAAGCAGUCAGUUGUCUUGCCGCCACCACGGUGCACUCCUGAUCUGGCAUCACCGGGACUGGUGGUUAGCGGAAACCUUGCUGUGGGAAAUGGAAACAUGGGAAACGGAAACAUCACUGGUUGUAGCGCACCUACGACAUCAGCAUCAGCAGUACUGCCGCCAGCGGCUCUCUUCAGCAGUCCAACAUUGAACAACAGCAGUUCUCUAAGUGCACCAGCAGCAUCUGCAGGAAGUCCGGUUUUGCCCACUACUACUACCACGACGUCUUCUGUGCCGUCGAGUGCCAAGAAAAUUCUUGCACCGCCACCAUCAACUCGUGGCUUUCCUCUGCGGCCUUCAGAGCAGGCGUUGGUGAACGCGAUGCAGCAAGUAGAAUUGAAGGAACAGCAGAGAGCUGCUGCUCAACAAGGUCAACAGCAGCAAUUCCAUCUUCCGACUACAAACAACUGCAAAAAUGGGAAAGGAAACAUCAAUAAUGGAGUAGCAAGUGGUGCAGGAGGUCUAACAAUCACUUCCCCGCACCUUCAAUCGAGCAAGGGCAAUCCAAUGGGGUCCACAACUAAAGCUGCAACAGCGACCAUGCCUCCUGUUAGGCAGAUGAUGUAUGGCGGUGGCGAUCCAGCGAAUUUGGUGAACGGCUUCGGAGAGGGAAACCCUGAAGGUGGUAAUGUUACGGCCGCACAGCUUAGUACAACUAGUUUGGCAAGCUUUAGUCUAAUCUCUUGUGCCUCUAUAUCCAUCUUGGACUUGGAUUUGGAAGGAUCAGGAUUACCUACAACAUUGAAUUUCAUGUAGAUAACAAUACCCAAGUACCACAAGCGCAUCUUGGAAGAGGUUCCGUCUCGUCUGAAUGGAAACAAGAAAACGGGCACCAAGAGUGAUUAAUUUGUAAAGAUGGAUUUAGUCCAGGUCCUGUGACUGAAGUACCUCACAUCCACUUGACCAUGAGAAAAAAAUGAGGUACCAACAUUUUGACAACAUGACAUGACAUCUAUUGUAAAGAUGGAUUUAGUCCAGGUGAAGAGGUUCCGUCUCUAACGACGAUGGCAUGCAAGAGGGGGGUCAAGACCCAAAUGAGAAGGAAGACGGCUCCAGUCCAGAGGAAGAUGAGGAGGACGGAGAUGAGGAUCCUGGUGUUAUGCUUUGGAGAGUAACUAAGUAGGAUCACUAUUCUACUUGAGUAGACUAUACAAAUGUCAUGAAUUUCAUACAAGGGGAAGGGGGUCGAGAUGAGGGGACCAAGAUGCAUUCUAGCUAAGUACUAAAUUGGAAAAGACUCCAAUUCGAAUUAGUAGGAAGUAGGAAGAUGAGGAGGACGGAGAUGAGGAUCUGGAGUAACUAGCACAAUCAUAUUUAAGUGACUUAAACAUUAUCACACUAUUCUACUUGAGUGGACUAUACAAGUGUCGAUACGUCGUGGUCAGCAAUUAGUUGUAUGUCUGUAGUACUGUGAAGAUUCAGCAACGGCACCCUGUCCUAUCCUAUCCUAUAGAUAAUGUCUUGUCUUCUGCGCCAAAAAAAAAAAUACCUUCCCUCUCUAAUCCUAGCGACGAGCCAGGAGACGAAGUCGGCAAGUUGGAAAUGCAUGUUGGGAAAGUCACAAACGUCGGCGAAGGCGAUAUGACUAUCAUGACAAUUGAUGAGAGACAAAUCAUCCUCGACGACCCAGUUUUGGUCAAAGCAGGCUUACUGCCAGGCAUGUGGGUCGGAUUCGCAAUUCGGGAUGGCAUGUACAACUUCUUUUUUACUAGUUAGAAUGUAGGUCGGAUUCGCAAUUAGGGAUGGCAUGUAUUUUUAUCUGCAGCUGUGCUUCAUUCUGCAUGAGCUACGUACUUACACAGUAUCCACCCAAGCAUCUACGUGCACAUUAUCCCAACCUCCUCCUUCCCCAGGUACGUCGAAACCGAUCGAGAACGUCUGUAUGUGAUGUGCAGUACACUCGAUGACGAGCCACCACCUACACAUUUUCCUCGAGUUUGGGGACGCAUCAAGACGGUGACGCCCACCGGCCACUCUUUCGUCGAUCCGGAUGAUGCAGAGGCUCUAGCCGGCACCGGAAAGACCGAAAUCUUCAUACAUAAUGAUAAGGUAAGUACUUUUUUUUAGUCCUUUCCAGCAGAGCUUUUUUUAGUAGUACCAGAAGUAAGACGAGACUAACAUAAGUAACUCUCAUGUGGAUGAUGUUGACGAUGCGUUGCUCAACUCAGUGUCAGUGUAACCGCUUACUAGGAACAGGACCAGAUAACCUUCGACCUGUCAUACACUACCACAUACUACACUACCACAUGAAGAACCUAUUUAGAAAUUUACAUACAACCUAUAAUACAACCUAUACAUAGAAAUUUUGAAAAUUACCAUAGGGCCGUCGCACGAAUGAUCGCGGUGGAUUGGUCACGAAUGACCGUGUUGUAAUCGACGUGGACCGCAGCAACCCUCAUGAUCCAAGCCUCAAAGGGCCCAUUUUCAAGGCUAUCAUCGGCGACUCUUUGACGCGCAAAGAGGGAGGCACCAUUUCAGCCUCAAUGGGACUGAAAGGUGGAAAAUUAUACACUGGCAAAGACGGAAAGCUGCACGUAAAAGGCGGGAUCGGAGCAGAGAAGGGGAAAGACGAGAAAGGCAAAGGCAAAUGGAAUAACGGAAUCGACUACCAAAUCUAUAUCGGGUACUUCUUUGCACUUGUAGUAAGCCAGUUUCUCCUGAUGAAGAUAGAUAGUAGUUCUUGUUCUUCCUUGUCUUUCUGUCUUCGCCAUCGAUGACUUAGUCCUAGGCGUAGUAAGCCAGUUUCUCUUGAUGAAGAUAGAUAGAUCCGAGAGACUAGUACACCAUGGGACUCCCGUCUACUUAACCAUGAUUUUCUAUUCUACUUCCUCACAACUCGACCUAUGCACUUAGCCAUGAUCUAUUCUUUCUCAGAACUCAACCUUGUAUUUUUUGCCCACGACUUUCAGCUACUUGACCAUCGUGAUUUUCUAUUCUACUUCUUCCAACUCGACCACAACCUAUGAUGUUGUAUUCUUUGCCCACGUUCCAGUUACAUCCACGAAAUGAACGAGGAUAAACAUCACGGUUUUGUACGGUCGAAGCCGAUCUCCUCCCAAUAUCCUGGAAAAGAGGCUUACCUGUACGGUAAGGAAAUUGAACGAGCAAAUCUGGAGAAAUUAUGGCUGAGGAUCAUGAUGAUAUAUGAAAAGUGUAAAAAAAGAUAUAAAAAAACGAUAAAACUAAAAAGUGUAAAGAUGUCUUAGUUGUCCCGUAUUUCCAAGGAGAAAACAUACCAAAGAUUCACCUGCACUCAGUCUUGUUUGUCUCCCGCAGUAGAUUCCUUCUCGAUGGAUUCUUCUGUCCCUCAUUAGUUUCUCUCUCAAUGCAUUCACUGACGGUCAAUCAAUCCAUUUAAUGAAGUAUCUAAGUAUUCAUAUGGAGCUCGAUGUGCAGGAUCCACAACCUAACCUAGCCUCAUAAUCUUGUGAGAACAAGCAAGAGGAAGUAUCUUCCUCAAAUCUACCCACGUAAAUUUAUUCCCUGAGCUCUCCUUCUUCUAACUUGAGGGGAUGUGAUAGCCUUCCAUUGCCUGGAAAGUCGGGAUGGGAAGCCUACAGUCUCCGGCCGCGACCCGAUCUACGUCUUGGCAGCCCAUAAAGACGAGAUGCAGCAACUCCGUUUCGGCGACAACGAGGGCUUUAUCAGUAACGAAAGCAAACAGGGAGACUUGUUUUUAUGUGGAUGCUUUACAGAUGAUGUUAUACUUGAUAAUCUAUCAUUCGGUUUCCUUGCUCUUCUAUUCAGAAGGUACAGGGUGGCUGAAAGGCCUCAAUAACGUUAGAGAAAACGUGACGCGAGAUAUCAUGACAUGACAUGACAUGACAUGACAUGACAUGACAUGACAUGACAUGACAUGACAUGACAUGACAGGACAUGCGCUACAGUUUGCUUAGGUUGCCACGUGAUUCGUCAAUGAAUGAAUGAGUGACGUUUUUUCAUUAGAAUGAAGGUUCUACAGUGAUGAAGUCACUUAUAGAUGAAAUAGAAUAGAAGAAGCAGUAAAAAUCCUUAGAAUUUAAGCAGUAGAAUUCAGAGCAGAAUAGAAGAAGAAUCUUGUUGACAGUAGAGUCACUUAGAAGGGACUCAACCAUUGUUACUAGAAGGUCAAGGUUAAUGAUAAUCUUGAGCUUAUUCAUCUCAGGGAGUUUGAUGUAGUGCAUCUUGUUCUAAUCUCAGUCACCAAUGAAGAUUUGCGCACUUCCUUCGGCAAGGACGUCUUCAUGCAUCAAAAGCUAGCGCAGGACGGGGGCUUGCAAAAGGGGGACACGAUUACCUUCAAGCUGUUCGUAACCGAGGAUGGACGCCCUCAGGUGGCGACACCUAUAUGGCUGAAGCUGGAGCCGGACGAUACUUUGGGAGAGCGAAGAUGCAGGCCACCACCUGAGCAACCCUUCUUGCCAGAAAGAGCCGAACGAUUAGCCAACCCGAAAGGAGGAAAAGCGAAUACUAAGGUAGUAACUUGUUGUAGUUCUAGUUCCAGUACUUAGUUAGACAAACUAUAUAAAGCUAAUACUUCUAAGGUAGUAACUUGUUGUAGUUCUAGUUCUAGUACUUGGUUAGACAAAGUAUGUAAAGCUAAUACUUCUAAGGUUGUAGUUGUUUUUCCAGUACUUAGUUAGACAAACUAUAUAAAGCUAAUACUUCUAAGGUAGUAAGUUGUUGUUCCAGUACUUAGUUAGACAAAGUAUGUAAAGCUAAUACUUCUAAGGUAGUAAGUUGUUGUAGUUCUAGUUCUAGUACUUAGUUAGACAAAGUAUAUAAAGCUAAUACUUCUAAGGUAGUAAGUUGUUGUAGUUCUUCUAGUAGUUAGAGGAAAAGCGAAUACAAAGGUAACAGUUCCAGUUAAAGCUAAUACCAAGGUUGUCUUGAGUUGUAAAAUUGUUCUAUUUGAAAGGGUCGAAGGAUUCUGGUUACCUCCGACCGGUGCUGUUCAGUCAGGAAAGGUCAAUCGGGAAUCAAAAAGAAGGGAAUAUUAAAAGAAAGAGGAGGCUUCAUUCUCCUUUUUAUCUACACCUCUGCUACUUCUAUCUUUCUGAUCAUGAUCUUGUUCCUUUGAUCUCUAUGUUUUCGAUUUCGACCCAGCACAGUAAGAACUUUUCUACCAAUUCCUUCAGGGCUGGGAACAGUGGGCAGGCAAGGGUGCAGCUUACUAUCGACGUCCACGACCUGAUGGCGCAACUUCCAUUUACAACAGUGAUUUUUUCCAGAGCAAGGGGUAUGGCGGAAAAUUUUCGAGCAAGACUUCAGGAGGCGAGUUCGAGAAAGGUGGAAAGUUAAGGCUCACGACUAUUGAAAUUGAUGUAGUCCACACAGUAAGGAUUUAUUGAUAAACUGUUAUUUUCUCAGGUGGACUAGUGCCGCAGCUGUACUUUAUAGUGCAACAUUGUUUUGUCAUGAGCUCUAAGAAAAGGCGGCUACGACGAGGACGACUAUUUUGGUGGAAAGUGGGGCUCAAAGGGCAAGUCGGACUACGGAGGUGGCAAGUAUAGCGACGACGAAGGGUACUACGGUAAAUACGGUGGAAAGUAUGGCAAGUACGGGAAAAAGGGUGGCGGCGGAAAGUACGGUGGUGGGAAAUACAGCGAUCACGAAAACGAUAGUUAUGAGAAGAGAAUUUCCCUAGCAUGUUGACUGUGUACUAGCUUGCCUCUCAGUUGUACCUUGUUCUUGUAAGGAACAGUUUUUUCUGAUGUUGGGCACCUAUUGACUUACCUACGACUAUCGUAGCCCAGUACGCACAAGUCUAUGUGCGCAACCACCAUGUACUUGCGACCAGAUAUUGGCAAGCUCAUAACAGGUCUCUGGUGCUGACCACCCCUGGUUGAUAAACAUAUUUGCUAACACACGACAGUACUGCUGACCCAUAGAUAAGGUACACGAUCAAUAUAUAAGGAUACACUCUAGUCCUGACAUUGAUGUUGGUUUAUAACACACCAGCACUUAGCAACACCAGACUGCUCUAAUUUCUCUACUACGAAGGCCCAGGGAGCAAAGGCGAAGGCCGAGGAUCGAGCUACAGCGACUACUAUGGCAAGGGAGAGCGGUAUCCUGGCAAGGGGGACCGAGACAACUAUGGACGAUCCGAAUCUUAUGGCUCAAAGGACUAUGGGGGCAAAGACUACGGCAAAAGUCGAUCGUCAAGCUACUACGACAGCUACAGCAAGGAUAGAGACGAGUACCCAAAAGGUGGAUACAAGGGCAAGAGGGAUUACUAUGGGAAAGGUACCGAUUGUUCUCUAGCUCCUUUAGUAUUUGCUGGACAACUACAACAACCCUUCGUAUAAUUCUCGUAAAGAACCCUUUCAGCAAUGAGUGUCACUUAUUUUUCAAAUCAUAUUUGAUUGAUGAAGGUUGAGGUUCAUCUUGUUCUUGAGAAGUCUAAACGAGCAUUCAUCCACCGAUGGUUCAUCUUCCACUCUCACAAUCACUCCCACAAUCAUUCCCACAACCACUCCCACAAUCACUCCCGCAAGCACUCCCACAACCACGACCACAACCACUUCCACAAUCACUCCCACAACCACUGCCACAAUCACUCCCACAACAGGUUGGGAUGACGAAGACUCGGACGGCCCUGAUUUGAAGAGGAGGCGACGCGACUACUGGGACUGGGACGAUGGUGCCUAUGGUGGCGGAGGCAGAGAAAACCCGUCAUCAGGACGAUCAGGUGGCAGCGGUGUUAUGGCUACUACAGAUGCUAAAGAUUCUAAAGAUUCGAAUUUUCUUAUAACUAAGUAGGAUAGAAGUAAGUCUUCCUUUACCUCGAUGAUUCGGAUCAUGUAACCUCGUGGUCUAGUCCCUGCUUACAGUUUGUAAGUAAGAAGUAACAGCAAGAGUAGUCAAUUAUUUUGUGCUACCAUUUCAAUUUCUAACCCUCGCGGCGCUGGCGGCGCUUCUUCAAGCACGGUGAUGAGCGCGCCAAGUGCAGACGGCUCCGCAGAACAAAAACGGCAGUGGUUUGCACACGUCUACGCACAGUACGUCGAGAGCUAUAAACAGCAAGGACAUGAUGAUCAGAGCGCUAGGAAUAUGGCGCAGAAGAGCCUGGAACAGUACAAAGCGCAGUGCAUACAACAGGGCAUUAGAGUGGACUAG
Messenger RNA from Amoebophrya sp. A25, 10322 nucleotides. The record is from the annotation of a GenBank genome assembly. NCBI's taxonomy places the organism in Eukaryota, Dinophyceae, Syndiniales, Amoebophryaceae.